This is a messenger RNA of Larimichthys crocea (large yellow croaker), 5821 nucleotides long. It is a transcript of the gene col5a3a, whose product is annotated as collagen, type V, alpha 3a. Lineage: Eukaryota; Metazoa; Chordata; Actinopteri; Sciaenidae. Bases 191 to 5797 code for a protein of 1868 amino acids. Gene Ontology annotation, cellular component: extracellular matrix. The transcript has 67 exons. The record is from RefSeq and is a predicted model, not a curated record. Gene Ontology annotation, molecular function: extracellular matrix structural constituent.
UGAGAGGGACAGAGCGAAACUGAGAGGAGCCACCACAACAAAACUUCUCCAACAAUCAGCAAGUGGAACUACAGGCUGGCUUCUCUACUUUUCUCCCCGCAUGGCUGCUGAGUUCUUGCAAAUAUAACUUCUGUAGUAUAUAAAGUUCUGGUGGCGGAGGCAGAGGGGGGUCUCCGCUUGUAAAAAAAAAAUGGACCAUUUAGUAAGGACCAGGUCACGCAGGAGAACACCGCUAAUUCUUUUUAUCCUACUUCAUGUGGCGACGACACAAACUGCUGAUGCCAUUGAUGUUCUGCAAGUGCUGGAGCUGUCAGAGAAUAUGGAGGGGGUGUCCUUAGAGGCUGGUCUCUGCACCAGCAGGAGGGGCAUGGAAGAGACGGACCUGGCCUACAAGAUAGACAAAAAGAUCCAGCUCAGUGCCCCCACCAAGCAGCUCUUCCCUGAUUCUAGAUUCCCAGAAAAUUUCUCCCUGAUGACCACUGUGCGAGCUAAAAAGGGCUCUCAGUUCUUCCUAGUUUCAGUGUAUGAUGACCAAGGGGUGCAGCAGCUGGGGCUCGAAGUGGGCCGUUCACCUGUCUUUCUAUAUGAGGACCAGCAUGGGCAGCCCACACCAGAAAUGUACCCUAUCUUCAAGAAGAUCAACCUGGCUGAUGGAAAAUGGCACAGGAUAGCCUACAGUGUGCAGAACAAGUCUGUGACCCUCUACUUGGACUGUAAGAGAGUAGAGACCCUGGAUCUGCUGCGAGGGGACAAUGCUGUUGUCAGCACAGAUGGUGUCACUGUGUUUGGGACACGGCUGCUGGACGAAGAUGUAUUUGAGGGAGAUAUUCAGCAACUACUGAUUCUGGAAGACCCCCAGGCUGCUGCCAGCUACUGUGUAAACUACAUACCAGACUGUGAUUCUACUCUGCCCUACAAAAUCCAAGCCCUGGAGCUGCAGGAGCACUCCCAACUUGUGUCUGAUGCCUUGAUGCAAAGUGACCAGCCAAGUGAACCAAAGGAGAACUCCAAAAAGGACAGGAAAGGCAAAAAGAACAAAAAGAAGAGGGACAAGGGCUCUAAAGGAAAAGGCAAACGCAAAGGCAAGGGCAAGAAGGGUUCCAGAAAGAAAAAACAUGAAGAGGAGGCUCUUGAGGAUGGCUUCCUCGGGGUGUCCACAACACUGCCUGAGUAUCUAUCCCAAGAACCUUUUCAGCCCACAGAGGUGGCAGAAAUUAAGAGCACCCUAGAAACUGCCAUCCCUACUGAAGCCUUCGACAAGACCUUCAUGGAGAUGCCCACACAUGAACCUGAUUCUACAACUGAGGCCCCCACUGUGGGGCCUAGUGAAUCAAAGGUUACUGAGGAGGGGGGCAAGCCAGUGACGAAGCCAGUGGUGGAGGAGUAUGCAGAUGACCUUUACAAAGACCUCUAUGAUGAUCUCUCAGUUUCCUCGGUAACAGUGGGCCCCAAUGUUACUGAAUAUGAGAUUCUUGAAUAUGAAGACUACAAGAAUGACACACAGUCAGAGUAUGAAGAGUAUGAAAUUUAUGAGGAUAGCUUUGAGUUUGCAGAGCGGGAAAGAGCUGGGACGUGGAAUGGAGAGGCUAGCCUCAGAGCAGAGAAAGGCCAGAAGGGAGAGCCAGCUAUUAUUGAACCGGGUACAUUAGUGGAAGGACCCCCAGGUCCACCAGGGCCAGAGGGGCUCACUGGCCCAGCUGGACCAACAGGCCCUCCAGGACCCAGGGGAGAUCCUGGUGACUUGGGUCCCCCAGGACGUCCAGGUAUUGCUGGGGUUGAUGGGAUUCCAGGUCCUCCAGGAACCCUGUUGAUGCUACCAUUCCAGUAUGGAGGGGAUUCCCAGAAGGGACCAGUGGUGUCUUCUCAGGAGGCUCAGGCACAGGCUAUACUUCAACAGACCAAGCUGUCACUGAAGGGACCUCCAGGUCCACUGGGUCUUACAGGGCGACCAGGUCCACUGGGUCUUCCAGGUCCCACUGGGCUCAGAGGUAACAGGGGAGACGAUGGCCCACCUGGACCACAUGGGUUGCCAGGCCCUCAGGGAAUUAAUGGAAAGCCAGGAAAGAGGGGGCGUGCAGGAACGGACGGAGGUCGUGGAAUUCCAGGAGAAACAGGCCCCAAGGGUGACAGGGGUUUUGACGGCCUGCCAGGUCUCCCAGGAGACAAGGGACACAGAGGCGACAGAGGAAAGCCUGGUCCUCAUGGGCCUGUUGGAGAGCCGGGAGAAAAGGGACCUGAUGGACCUUUGGGGCCAAGAGGGCAACCAGGCGAAUCUGGUGCUCGGGGUCUUGUUGGGCCACGGGGGCCACCUGGCCCACCAGGCCAACAGGGUAUUGGUGGAACUGAUGGAGCACAAGGGCCAAAGGGCAACCUGGGUCCAGCUGGAGAGAUAGGACCCCCAGGCCAACAGGGAAAUCCAGGAGUGCAGGGCUUGCCUGGUCCUCAGGGUCCCAUUGGAGUGCCAGGAGAGAAGGGUCCCCAAGGGAAACAAGGGAUGCAGGGACUACCAGGCAUUGAUGGCCCUUCCGGUCACCCAGGAAGAGAAGGCCCCGCGGGAGAGAAAGGCAUCCAAGGUGUACCAGGUGCUCAGGGACCUGUUGGGUACCCGGGGACCCGUGGAGUCAAGGGAGCGGAUGGAGUUAGGGGUCUAAAGGGGAGCAAAGGUGAAAAGGGAGAAGAUGGCUUCCCUGGGUUCAAAGGUGACAUGGGCAUCAAGGGAGACAGGGGCGAUAAUGGAAGUCCUGGGUCUCGUGGAGAGGAUGGACCAGAGGGGCUAAAGGGCCAAGCAGGACCCCUGGGUGAUAUAGGAACUCCUGGGAUAGCUGGCGAGAAGGGUAAACUUGGUGUGCCUGGAUUGCCAGGAUACCCAGGAAGACAAGGUCCUAAGGGAUCACUUGGCUUCCCUGGUAUGGCCGGGGUCUCAGGAGAAAAAGGACGAAGGGGUCCAGCUGGUCAGGCAGGGCCUGGAGGCCAAAGAGGUCCUAAUGGAGCUCGGGGGGGAAGAGGAGCAAAUGGGCCCACUGGAAAGUCUGGAGAAAAGGGUUCUUCUGGACAAGAUGGCCCUCAAGGAUCCCUCGGAGAACAGGGUCCCCAAGGACCACAGGGAAGACAUGGCGAACCAGGACCCAGAGGGCCUAAUGGUCCACCAGGAAAAGAUGGAUUACCAGGUCAUCCAGGCCAGAGAGGGGAAGCAGGUUUCCAAGGCAAGAAUGGACCCCCCGGCCCCACAGGCGUUGUUGGACCACAGGGCAAAUCUGGUGAGACAGGGCCCACUGGAGACAGAGGCCAUCCAGGUUCACCAGGACCGCCGGGUGAGCAAGGUUUACCAGGAAGUGCCGGAAAGGAGGGUGCCAAGGGAGACCCAGGUCCGUCAGGAGCCUCAGGGAAAAGUGGCCCUGCUGGACUCCAAGGCUUUAGAGGGAGCAGAGGGACCCCUGGUGCAAUGGGUCCUGCAGGUCUGAAGGGAGGAGAGGGCCUACCUGGUGUUGCAGGAGCUAUUGGUGCCACUGGAGAGAGGGGCCCUGCUGGGCCGGCUGGUGCUAUUGGCCAGCCAGGACGGCCUGGCAGUGUGGGUCCUGCUGGGCCGAUGGGAGAGAAAGGCGAGCCAGGAGAGAAGGGUCCUGUGGGACCGGCUGGGCAUGACGGGGAACUGGGACCUGUAGGGCUGCCAGGGAUUGCGGGACCUCCUGGGCCUCCAGGAGAGGACGGAGACAAGGGAGAGACAGGGGGACCAGGCCAGAAGGGGAGCAAAGGAGACAAAGGAGAAGCUGGACCUCCAGGGCCUGUUGGAAGCCAAGGACCUGUGGGCCAGCCAGGACCGCAUGGUUCAGAUGGUGAACCAGGACCUCGUGGGCAGCAGGGCAUGAACGGACCAAAAGGAGAUGAAGGACAGAGAGGCCACAAGGGGACAUCUGGUCCCUCUGGACUCCAGGGAAUGCCAGGCCCAUCAGGGGAGAAAGGAGACAAUGGGCACGUUGGCUCAAUGGGGCCUCCAGGACAACAUGGCCCACGAGGCCCUCAGGGGCCCAUUGGGGGAGAGGGUCCAGCAGGAAUGCCUGGUGGUGUUGGUCAGCCUGGACUUGUUGGAGAGAAGGGUGAAGAUGGAGAAGCUGGAGACCCUGGGUCAGCUGGAGAGCUUGGCAUUGCUGGUGCUAAAGGCGAUGUGGGCGAGAAGGGUGACUCUGGCCCUCCUGGCGCAGCUGGGCCUACAGGACCCAGAGGAAUACCAGGGGAGGACGGAUCCAAAGGCAACCUUGGCCCUAUUGGUUUCCCUGGAGAUUCAGGAGCCCCUGGAGAAGCUGGUGUCAAUGGAGCAGAUGGUGGACCAGGACCUAAAGGAGACAAUGGAGAACCUGGCAAAGCUGGACCACCAGGAGCCUCUGGAGAGCCAGGUCCUACAGGACCUCCUGGACGGAGGGGUCAUAUAGGUGCUGCAGGAAAAGAAGGGAAGCAGGGCAUGAAGGGAGCCAAGGGGACAACAGGAUCCCAUGGUCCAGUUGGGAAGACAGGCCCAGUGGGACCCCAAGGGCAUCCAGGAAGGUCUGGCCCAGAAGGUCUUCGAGGCAUUCCAGGUCCAGGGGGUGAACAAGGGUUAAAUGGACCACCAGGACAAACUGGACCACCAGGACCAAUUGGACCACCUGGACUUCCAGGAUUAAAAGGAGACCCUGGAAACAAGGGAGAUAAAGGUCAUGGUGGGUUGAUUGGUCUAAUUGGCCCCCCGGGAGAACCUGGUGAGAAGGGAGACAGAGGCCUGCCAGGGAACCAGGGUACACAAGGGCCUAAAGGAGAUGAGGGUACAGCUGGCUUACGUGGUCCCACUGGCCCUCCAGGACCACCUGGACUCUCAGGUGCAGCUGGUGAGAAAGGAUCGAAAGGAGAAAUCGGUGUUGUUGGUCCCAGAGGAGAUCGAGGCCUUGCUGGCCCCCCAGGACCCCCAGGACCCCCUGCGACAAUGAUCGAGCCCCUUCCUAUCAGGGAGGGGAGACGGAAGAGACGAAGACACUCUGAUUGGAGAGCAGGAGCAGCUCCAUCCAAAGAGGAGGAUGUGGAUAUAGAGGAGUUCCUUCAGGGAGAUCAGCCUCUGGAGGAUGCUGAGGGAAUGGAAGAAGUCUUUGCUACCCUGUCUUCCAUGAAAACAGAAGUAGAGGUGAUGAGGAGGCCCCUGGGAACCUUUGAGAGUCCUGCACGGACCUGCAAAGAGCUCUUGAUGGUCCAACCUGACUACAAAGAUGGUGACUACUGGAUUGAUCCUAACCAGGGUUGUCACAGAGACUCCAUCAAGGUCUACUGUAACUUCACAGCUGAUGGAGAGACAUGUCUCUACCCUGACAAGAGGAUUGAGAUGGUGAAAUUAGCAGCGUGGAACAAAGAGAAGCCAGGAAGCUGGUAUAGCCAAUACAGGAAAGGCAAGCAGUUCUCCUACAAUGACAGGGAUGGGAACCCUGUACAUGUAGUUCAGCUGACCUUCCUGAAACUACUGAGUGCCACGGCCAAGCAGAGCUUCACCUACACCUGCCAGAACUCAGCAGGCUGGUUUGACAGCACCUCCCGCUCUUAUCAGCAUGCCCUCCGCUUCCGGGGCAGCAAUGAUGAGGAGCUGACACAAGCCAAAAGCCCCUUCAUCAAUGCUGUGCACGAUGGAUGCCAGCUCCGCAAAGGUCAGGAAAGGACUGUUCUAGAGAUUGACUCCCCCUCUGCAGAGCUGCUUCCUAUUAUAGAUGUGGCUCCAGCAGAUUUUGGCAACAGCAAUCAGAAGUUUGGAUUCCAAGUUGGACGAGUAUGCUUUAAUGGUUAACAUCUUGCCAGCAACAAACAAACA